Uloborus diversus is the source of this 1986-nucleotide messenger RNA. Its product is annotated as zinc finger protein 85-like. The record is from RefSeq and is a predicted model, not a curated record. Bases 1 to 969 code for a protein of 322 amino acids. Gene Ontology annotation, biological process: regulation of transcription by RNA polymerase II. Gene Ontology annotation, molecular function: DNA-binding transcription factor activity, RNA polymerase II-specific; RNA polymerase II transcription regulatory region sequence-specific DNA binding. The transcript has a single exon. Gene Ontology annotation, cellular component: nucleus. Lineage: Eukaryota; Metazoa; Arthropoda; Arachnida; Araneae; Uloboridae.
AUGAAAUUUAAAAGCAUAAAUUCGCUAAAUAUUCACAGCUUCACUCAUGGAAAACGGAAAAAGCUCAGUUGUGAAUUCUGUGCCGAAGUGUUUCCUAGCGAAAAACAUCUGAAAGAGCACUUCAAAUCGCAUGGUAUUCAAGUGCCCAAAUAUGUAUGCCUCAUUUGUGGGGUAUCGUUCUGCAAUUCUGCUAAUGUUAGCCGCCACAUGAAAAGUAUCCACUUAAACUUUAAACAACAUAAGUGUUCAAAGUGUGGACGUGAAUAUUCGCGGAGAGAUCAUCUUAAAAUACAUGAAAAGACACACUUAAGAGGAAGAAAGAUCAAAUGUAAUAUUUGCCCACAAACAUUCAGGUAUAAGAAAGAAUUGGAAAAUCAUAUUGCAGUUCAUGAUGAAGUUAAAAAAUUUGAAAGCUCUUAUACUACUAAAAUGAAGCUAGUGCUUACUGACUGUAUGUCAAACAAACAUAACCCAAACCCUGAUAAAACUUCAAAUACAGAUGUUGAUACUCUGCCUGAGCCGUCAAAACCUAACACUUCCAACGAAGCAAAAUUGAAUCCCAGCGAUAAUAUCUCAGAAACUGAAACCAUGCGUAAAAGUAGUUCUGGAGCAAAGAGCAAUUCACUACAUGCUAAAAAAGAAUCUGAUGGUUUAUUACCUAAUAAAACUGUCAAGAAGAGUAAAAUUACGAAAGAAAAGGAAGUAAUGGAAGUGUUUGAUUGUGAGCACUGUGAAAAGUGCUUUAAAACAGAAAAUAUUUUGAUAAGGCACAAGCAAGUAUGUCAUCCAAUUGAGAUAGAGGAUUAUGUUUGCGAUCAAUGUGGUGAAACGUUUCUUGAAAGGUUCAAUCUGGAUGUUCAUAAAAUGUCUCAUGACAGUACUGCAUUGUUGCAUAAAUGUAAAAAAUGUGAUUCCAGUUUUGUUCGUAAAUCACUUCUGACGAGUCAUGUUAAAAAAGUUCAUGAAUAAAGUUGAAUUUAUAUUCAUCAGAUUUGAAAAAGGCAUUUGCUUUUUUGUUAAAAAAUAUUUGUUACUUCUCCGUUAUUGGUAAGUCAUUUGGCUUGGCAACUUGUUUGCUUUCAGCCUUGGCUAAAACUGAAAAAUUACAUUUACUUUGUUGCCAUGCUUGACCCUCUUUUCCUAAUUUUUACAUAUCAAUGGAACUUUUAAUGUUUAUUUAUGGCUUGUCAUAUUUAUUUAGCUGAUUAUUAUCAUUUAAAGAUGAUUUGAUGAGUUAUUUUAAUGGGAUUUUGCAUGUUAUAGCUUGUUUCUUUUACUUCAAGAGUUAUGCAGUGAAAUCUCGUUAAGACAAACCCCCAAGGGACUGAAAAUUUUGUUCCUUGUAAUAGAUUUCAAGAAAUGUGGUAAAAAUUAAAUCAGGACUGAAGAUUUUUUUGGUUCAAACGAAUCUUUUACUUUUAACGGGAUUACACUGUAUUACUUUUAAAUGGUUCAUUUAAUUAUUUAGGGAAUUACUUUUCGUUUUAAUGGAACUGUUAGUCAUGUUUCAAGGCUUGUUACACACAAAAGAAUAUACGGUAUGACCAAGUAAAUAAUUUAUAUGUAACAUUGGACAAACAUGGCGACAAAAUAAGUGAAAUGAAAAAUAAUCCUAAAGAUUAAAAUUGCACCGUAACGUACCUAUAAUGAAGAAGAACCUACUGUAUAUAUAUAAGAUAUGCAAUAUACAUACUAUGUAUUUGUUUUAUACAUAUUUCUGAACUGAAUUGUUAGAAAAAUAAUAUUUUUUGCCUUUUUAUUAUGUAUUAAUUAAAAUUUGAUGUAUAAAAUUUUAUAAGCUCUACUAUGGAGUUUUAAUCUUAAAUUGCAAAAUCAAACGAUUUAAAAUAAAAUCUAAAUCUGUUGAUUGUUAUUUACUGUUAUUUUUUACUGCUUGCAGUAACUAUUCUUUAUGUUGUGUAUGGUGAAACUUGAGUGCGGAAUGAAUUGUAUUAUAUGUUGGUUGCUUUACUUGUAAGCAUUAGU